CUGCCGGAGAGAUAGGUAUUCUUUCCACUGAACCGUCGCUUGUGCAACUGCCAACUGUACUCCGCCACGAUGCCAGAUCUUCGGGAAAAAGUUGCAUUCAUCACUGGUGCGUCUUCUGGCAUCGGCGAAGCCACCGCUUUGCACUUCGCCACACUUGGGUGUUCUCUUUCCCUCACAGCGAGGGACACUGAUGCUUUGGAGAGAGUGGCUGCGCAGUGCAAGUCAAACGGAGUGGAAGUGCUGGUAAAGACGGCUGACAUUCGUAAUACAGAGGAAGUGUCGGCCAUUAUUAAAGAAACAGCUGAACACUUUGGAAAGAUUGAUAUCGUGGUUAACUGCGCUGGCUCAGCGAGAAUCGGCUUCGUCGGCAAAAUUUCGCUCGAGGACUUUGACGAUGAAAUUAACAUAAAUCUGCGGGCCGUCUUGCACAUAACUCAGGAUGUUUUGCCACAUCUCAUGAAGACAAAAGGAAAUAUAGUCAACGUCUCAAGCAUCGGAUCAAUGAGGCCAGUACCUACAGUUCCGCUGUCUGGCAUCAGCAAAGCCGGUGUGGACAAGUUGACAAAGAUUUCCGCACUGGAAUAUGCCCGGUAUGGCAUUCGUGUCAACUCAAUCAACCCUGGCCCGAUCGAAACCAAAAUGGUGUUCAGAAAGAAAAUGAGCCCCGAGAUAAAGACAAUGGUCCGACGCGCGAUGGAAGCAUCGACUGUGAUGGGGCGCCUUGGAACCGUCGAGGAAGCAGCCCGUGCCAUCGCUUUUCUGGCUUCGGACGAUGCCUCCUUCAUCACAGGCCACUCACUGCCCGUUGACGGCGGUAGUCUCCUAAUCGGAACCCUAAAUACAAAUGAUCUGGUGCCAGCUCACAAAAUGUAAAUGCCUCUCCAGUGAAAUUCGCAGCUCAAGAGCAGCAUUCUUUGCAUUGCCUUCGUGUGCUGAGUAAUAAAGUUUGCUCCCAUUUA
Messenger RNA from Rhipicephalus microplus (southern cattle tick), 959 nucleotides. Its product is annotated as 3-oxoacyl-[acyl-carrier-protein] reductase FabG. The record is from RefSeq and is a predicted model, not a curated record. Lineage: Eukaryota; Metazoa; Arthropoda; Arachnida; Ixodida; Ixodidae.